GUUCUCUUUUAUGACCAGGUUCUGCUACUUACUUUUCCCCUAGAACGCCCGACUUUCAUUCGGGAGUAUCUCUCCGGUAUGUACUCUGCGGUAACCUACUUCUUGUCAAAGUCCUGUGUGGAAAUUCCGGUAGCAUUCGUCCAAACGGGAGUGUCAGUGACAAUACUCUACAAUAUGAUGG
Messenger RNA from Perkinsus marinus ATCC 50983, 181 nucleotides. RefSeq lists its product as hypothetical. Lineage: Eukaryota; Perkinsozoa; Perkinsida; Perkinsidae. The transcript is spliced from 2 exons. The record is from RefSeq and is a predicted model, not a curated record. Gene Ontology annotation, cellular component: membrane. Gene Ontology annotation, molecular function: ABC-type transporter activity. The annotation marks the transcript as partial.